Messenger RNA from Nerophis lumbriciformis (worm pipefish), 3825 nucleotides. The record is from RefSeq and is a predicted model, not a curated record. Lineage: Eukaryota; Metazoa; Chordata; Actinopteri; Syngnathiformes; Syngnathidae.
AUGGAGUUGGACGACGUCGUCCUCUACCAGGAUGACUCCUGUAACUCCUCCAUGAUGUCCGAGCGGGUCUCGGGUCUUGCCAGUUCCAUUUACCGCGAGUUCGAGCGGCUCAUCGCCCAGUACGACGAGGACGUGGUGAAGGAGCUGAUGCCGCUCGUCGUCGCCGUUCUGGAGAACUUGGACUCGGUGUUCGCUGUCAACCAGGAGCACGAAGUGGAGCUGGAGCUUCUCAAGGAGGACAACGAGCAACUUGUCACGCAGUACGAACGAGAGAAGUCGCUGAGGAAGCACAUUGAGGAGAGAUACAUAGCAAAUGAAGAUUCUUUGGAUGGGGAGAGGAAGGAACUGCAGGGCCGAGUGGCGACGCUGGAGUCGUACUCACGUCAGCUUGAACUAAAAAUGAGAAACUCUGCAGAUCAAAUCAACAGAUUUGAGGAGAGAGAAGCAGAGCUCAAGAAGGAGUACAAUGCGCUCCACCAGAGACACACUGAGAUGAUCCACAGUUACAUGGAACACUUGGAGCGAACUAAAAAUCAGCAUACAGUCACAGCGGAGCCUUUGGAUUCGGCCACGGGCACAUCUGUUAGGAUUCGGAAGGAGCGUCCAAUCUCCAUGGGACUUUUUCACGUCCCAGGGACUGAUGCCACGAGCACUGACCUCCAGAGGGACCCGGUGGAUGACCAGACUGAAUCUUGGAAAUACAAUAACCUCUGCCAUCCAAGGUCCAACACCAGUCUCAAGGAUGAACUGGCUAACACGGACAACGAAGGAUCGAGAUCCGGCACCGUUGCGAAAACCAACAGCACCGUGUCUCGCACGGGUACACCUCAGGAAGAAUGUGGCCUUAAUAAGAAUCUGGACUGCGAUGUCUCAACCGUGCAGGGUCAAGUAGAAAUGACCAAUCAAGAGUCUGAAACAGCGCUUCUUGAAGGUGGCAAAAUUACUCUGGAAAAGUCUGAAGUCUUGGCGAUUAUAGAGUCAACUCCUGAGUUGGAUAUGGAACUUGAAGGCUGCCAAGCAACAAGCACACCCACUAAAGGUGGCAUAGAGAAUCUAGCGUUCGACCGAAACACGGAUUCUCUGUUCGAAGAGCUGUCCUCCGCAGGAAAUGAAUACAUAGGAGAUGUCGAUGAAGGAGCAGACCUUUUAGGUAUGGGUCGUGAAGUUGAACAUCUUAUCCAGGAGAACGCACAACUUCUGGAAACAAAAAAUGCUCUUAAUGUGGUAAAGAAUGACCUGAUUGCUCGAAUGGAUGAGCUGGCCUGUGAGAAGGAGGUCCUACAAGGGGAGCUUGAUGCUGUCACCCAGGCCAAGAUCAGACUAGAGGAGAAGAACAAAGAUUUAGAAGACCAACUGAAGAAGGCACGAGCUGAACUUGAGGAGAGCAAGCUAAAGUCCAAAACGGAGAAUGAGGACGAUAGUGACGUGCCCACGGCACAGAGGAAACGUUUCACCAGGGUGGAAAUGGCCAGAGUCCUGAUGGAGAGGAACCAAUAUAAGGAGAGGCUGAUGGAGCUGCAAGAGGCUGUCAGAUGGACAGAAAUGAUUCGGGCCUCGAAGGAAAACUCACCACUCCCAGAGAAGAAGAAAUCAAGCCUGUGGCAGUUUUUCAGCCGUUUAUUCAGUUCGUCGGGCGGAGCGUCGAAGAAGCCUGCUCCCGAAGCCCCCGUCAACGUCAAGUACAAUGCGCCCACCUCGCAGAUUCAACCGUCUGUCAAGAAAAGGAGUAGUACUUUGCAACAGCUGCCCAGUGACAAGAGCAAAGCUUUUGAUUUUCUCAACGAGGAAUCGGCAGUGGAUAACGUGGUGUCCAGGCGGGAACAGAAGCGGGCGCAAUACCAGCAGGUUAAAGCCCAUGUCCAGAAAGAGGAAGAGGGCAGAGUACAGGCUUAUGGCUGGAGCCUGCCUAAGAAGCUAAAAAACAAUGGUGGUCAAGAAAAGGUGAAGAACCUACCAGUUCCAGUCUUUCUUAGACCUCUGGAUGAGAAAAAUGCCUCCAUGAAGCUUUGGUGUGCUGCUGGCGUACACUUAUCUGGAGGUAAAACCAGAGAUGGAGGUUCCAUCGUAGGAGCCAGUGUGUUUUACAGCAAUGUGUCAGGACCGGAAAGCCCCAAAAAGAAAAUUGGAUCACAGAGCAGCCUUGAAAAACUGGAUCAGGAGCUCAAGGAACAGCAGAAGGAACUACGACAACAGGACGAGUUGUCGUCAUUGGUGUGGAUUUGCACCAGCACCCAGUCGACGACUAAAGCCGUUGUCAUUGAUGCCAAUCAGCCUGGAAUCAUUCUUGACAGCUUUUAUGUGUGCAAUGCACAUAUCCUUUGCAUCACUAGUGUACCAGGUGCGAGGGAAACAGACUAUCCAGCAGGUGAGGAGUUAACCUUGAGUUCGGAGUUUGCACCAGUGGAAAAGGCCUGUUCGUCCGACAGCAGUAGUAACACAACAGGCAGCGACGGCGUGCUCGGAGGCAUAACUGUUGUAGGCUGUAUAGCCGAGGGGGCAACAGCUAUCCCCCAGACAGCCGAUAGUGCAGGAAAAGAAAAUGGAGAGGCGGGUAAGACAAUGAAGGUUUUUCAAUCCACUGAGGAGAGUGAAAGCAGUCAUACAGGAGCAUACAGUGAACAUGUCUUCACUGAUCCGUUGGGGCUGCAGCAAACAGCAGAAUCUUCUGCUAACUACUCUGAAAGAGAGUGUGAACUGGUGAAAGAUGGCAAAAGUUGUAACUCUACUGCCGAAGAGCAGAAUCUGAUGAGAGAAGACGCACAAAAGAUGAGUAGCGUCUUGCCUACGAUGUGGCUCGGGGCACAGAAUGGAUGUGUGUAUGUCCAUUCAUCCGUGGCACAGUGGAAGAAAUGUCUUCAUUCCAUAAAAUUGAAAGACUCCGUACUCGGCAUCGUACACGUCAAAGGUCGUGUCCUAGUGGGACUGUCGGACGGCACGUUAGCUAUCUUCCAUCGCGGAGUCGAUGGACAAUGGGAUCUGACCAACUACCACCUGCUCGACUUGGGAAAACCCAACCACUCCGUCCGCUGCAUGACGGUGGUACAUGAUAAGGUGUGGUGUGGUUUCAGGAACAAGAUCUUUGUGGUGCACCCCAAAGCAAUGAAGAUAGAGAAGUCAUUUGACGCACACCCCCGUAAGGAGAGCCAGGUGCGUCAGUUGGCAUGGGAUGGUGACGGCAUCUGGGUGUCUAUAAGACUGGACUCCACGCUUAGGCUCUUCCACGCCCACACUUUCCAGCACCUGCAAGAUGUGGACAUUGAGCCAUAUGUCAGCAAGAUGUUGGGCACGGGGAAACUGGGCUUCUCAUUUGUGCGCAUCACGGCUCUCAUGGUGUCAUGUAAUCGUCUGUGGAUCGGUACUGGCAAUGGAGUGAUCAUUUCAAUCCCUCUAGCAGAGACUAACAUGCUACCCAAAGGAGAUGGUAGCAAACCAGGAAGUGCAAUUCACGUCUACGGUGAUGAGAGCAGUGACAAAGUUGCAGCAGGCACAUUUGUUCCAUAUUGCUCCAUGGCCCAUGCCCAGCUCUGUUUCCAUGGACACCGCGAUGCUGUAAAGUUCUUCACUGCCGUCCCAGGUCAUACCCUUCCAUCUACAUCAAGCUGUGGCGAUACACCAGGUGACAAGAGCUCAGAAACUACACCAAACGGUGGAACCAAGUCCAUGUUGGUGAUGAGUGGAGGAGAAGGCUACAUUGACUUCAGGAUGGGAGAUGAGGAGGGCGAAUCGAAUGAAGGAGACGAGGCACCCAUGAAACUUCAGUCGCCCCAGUCGAUAGCUGAGCGCAGCCACCUCAUCGUCUGGCAGGUCCUAGACAACGGGGAAUGA